CAAGAGAGCCCCAAGACGGCCCGAGAGAGCUCCGAUCCGUCGCCAUUUUGGCUCAAUCAAUUUUGGCUCAAGCCCUUCAGACCACACAAGUCGCAUCGAGCUAUUUGUAGUACUGCACACAUACGUGAUAAGGUUAAUCCAUGGCGUUCGAGGCUAUUUCUCACCUUGUUCUAUUUGCUAAUUUCUUUCAGCAGCUGCAGGCUUUGACGCUGCAUGAUGCCGCAGAUGAGGCACUGCUCAGGCGUGCUGGUCAUGGUGGUGCAGCGGAAGAUGCCGACAGCCACAGUGGCAUGGUAGACCUCCAGUACCUCAUGGACCAACACGCCGCGUCGGAGACCGAGCUCCAUGCUCGUGCGGCCGAUACGUGACGCAAGUUUGCUAGUCAGAUGGCCAAUAAUGGAUGCAGCUAUCAAGGGGGCUUGCUGCCUUGCCCCAGUGGCAACAUCUGUUACUACACGGGGCAUGGAAGUUUGAACGUGACGGCCGCGGUAGAGUAUCGCGGGAACAUUAUCAAGACAGUCUUAACCCCCGACCCAGAUGCUGCAGUCGACAUGCCAGAAAUCGUGACGUUCAUGGGGGCUGGCGCCAACGAUGCUCCUGCAAUGUUGAUGGACGUACCAGCGGAAUACCGCAGAACAGCGAAUCCUGUGAUGCUGAAGAUGUUCUUCGUGGAGGACACCGAUCAUGUUACUGAGCAAUGCCCUCAUGACAGUGAGCGCGUGGAGUCCAUGGGGAACAGCUCCGCGUCGUACCAGGUUGAGAACAACACGUUCGCAGUUCCAGCGCAAAACCCAAACACGUUCAUGGGCAUGGCCUUCGAUUUCGACAGCGAGGCACCUGUGGGUCACACCCUUGCCUUCGAGAUCCCUGCCGGGACGGAGAUCGUCUGGGUGAGCCGUGAAGAGAUGGUCGAGGUGCUCCAAACGCAAGAGAUGCCGGCCUCCCUCGAGAGGCGCUUAGAGGCGCAGUUACGCAAAGCUUCUUUGGCCAAGGGGAUGGAUGGCGCGCUCACGCAGAAAGGAACCAGGCGGCGUAGGCGGCGCAGGGCAAGGUGCACGGAUGGACAGAUUGGGUCCAUGGCAAGAGGUGCCGCCGCCGUGGGCGUCGCUUUUCUGGUCUGCGCGUUUACUUUCAUAGGCUGCUUCACGGCGUCGCCGUUCUUGAUGAUGGCCGGGACAACGACGGUGACAAGCGGUGCUUGCAACUGCUGGGCUAACGAUAAUGUUGGGCAGACCUCCUGCGCGUUGCGCUGCGGGCGGCGAGCGGCUGCGAGGGCGCGGUAGCGGUCUCCAGUUGCAGUUGGCGGGCUAGCUGACGAUCAUGAUCCUGCGAUACUGCUGGGGGAA
Prorocentrum cordatum is the source of this 1346-nucleotide messenger RNA. NCBI's taxonomy places the organism in Eukaryota, Dinophyceae, Prorocentrales, Prorocentraceae. The record is from the annotation of a GenBank genome assembly.